Molecule: messenger RNA, 2742 nt
Organism: Debaryomyces hansenii CBS767
Lineage: Eukaryota; Fungi; Ascomycota; Pichiomycetes; Serinales; Debaryomycetaceae
Exons: 1
Coding region: 1-2742 (913 amino acids)
Cellular component (GO): Sin3-type complex
Source: RefSeq, a predicted model, not a curated record
AUGUCUUCGGUAGAUGAUACAGAAUUUAUUAAUCCUGAUGAAUUGAUAACGUAUAUAUUUCCAGAUUUCAACGCUAUCAAAUAUUUUCAACGGGACUUCAUUAAUACAAAUGAAUUCCAUUUGCUUGAGGAAAAUGUUUCAUCGGGUUUUGAUAUCUAUUUGGUAGAGCAAUGGGUACUUAACAGGAAGAUCGGUACUAUAAUAUCAACGUAUACUGGUAACAUGGAGUCGAAGGUGGCAGUCAUUAAGUUGACGGUAUUGAAGAAACCAGUGAAAAGUUAUCCACUUCGAUUCCAGGAAUAUUUGAAUGAACUCAUGCUUAAUCAUGCCAAAAUCAAGAAGAUGGAUAACGAAAUACAAAUGGCUCCUAAGGAGUUACUAUUUGUGACGAAUUCAGCAUCUUUGCCAUCAAAUCUCAACUUGAUUACUAUACCCACUGGAGAUAUAAGACUGAUGGAGAAUGAUUUUAUUGUGAAUUCAAAUUUGAAAAAGUUACACUGUAGUGGGAGAUCGUUGUCAUUAUUCACAAAUAAAAUAUCUGGUGCAAAUGAAGACAAAUUUAGGCAUGUCUAUAAGAUUUAUAAUCUUAAAGUGCCCAUAAAGUUUGCUAUAAAGGAAUUAGUGAAUUUGAUACAGAUGUGUUUGUUCUACUUUGAUCUUCUAGACGCCAAGUACUGCGAUGGAUUACUUUGUAAUAAGACAGAAGAAAGUAUUAGUGAGUGGUGGAAUUUAAUUGGUUUACCCCAUUAUAGCUUCAAGCCUAAUAUCAGGAAUGGAAUAUUACCGUCAAGAACAAUAGCUGCGGUAAUUAGUUUGGUUUUGAGUGUCAAAAUAAGACUUCAGAUGGUUGGAGGUUGUGAUGUACCCAAAGAUCCAUUUGAUUUUGAAAACUUUAUGCUUUCAAUAGGUCAAUUCCAAAGACAAUUUAAAUUGGAUAAGCUGAGAAAAUUAGAUUUACAGACGUUGAAUAAAUUAUUUACUAUCACUAACGCAAAGAUAAUACCUGAGAAAUCUAAUUUUAACUACGAUCAUAAUGAUGAAGUUCAACCUGAUAAUUCAAUGAAUCCUUCAAAUUUGAAUUCUAAUUUAUCAUCUCCGUAUAAAAAAAAUAAGAAUUAUUACAGUAAAGAAUUCAAGAAAUUUACCAAUGUUGUCAAAAAUACAGUUCAGGACCAUAUCAUUGCACCUAACAAGGACAGUGAUGAUGCUUUUCAAAACAUGAAUCCCAAAUCAAGUGGUAGAAUUAGAAAUAGAAUUGCAAAACUAGCUGACAACGUAAGUCCAUUGGAUGUUGAAACUUUGGACUUAGAAGUAUUAGUUAAGAAUUACCUCUGUGGUAAAGUUUUACCCAGAUUAUGGUUUGGUACUUAUCAAUCUAUCCCAUCCGAUCUACCAGAUUCCCUUCAACCUCCUCAACUGGGACAUCAUCAUCAUCGUCAUCACAACUCGAAUAAUGAUUCAAAGUCUUACAGGUUUAUAAGCUUAAAGGAUGCAAUUAGCCAUACUCAAAGUUUACCAUAUUAUACAAAUUCAUCGUCAUCUGUUCCGGACGCUUCAAAAUAUUCUCGGGGUUUCAACAAGAUGAAACUUGGUUUACAAAAUCGAAAGCUUCUAGUGUCAAGCAACACACCUAAAAAGCAUAAUUUAACAUUACAAGUAGCGGCUGAUAAUAAUGACGGCAAUAGUAAUUCGCAAGGUAAUUCUACGUCGAUGUUGGAUUCAUUUCUCACUCCUGAUGAUAUUUGUCCCCAGUACGAAGGUAGAAACGAUGAAUCAAGCACACAUUCUAUAGCAAACCAGCAUUAUAUCUCAAAAUUCAAAACAAUUUUAAACCGGAGGAAUUCUUAUCCAUUUGUGGUUCAACAAGGUGAGAUGAAUCUUAAUGUCAUUGGAUUUUCACGCCAUGAUAUUGAACCAGAAAAUAAUAGAUUCCAGUUGCAACGUAGCUUGAGUUGUUCAUUAUUAGAAGAUUACUUUUGUUCCAAAUCUGAAAAGCCAAUUGUCUCAAUUGAUAAACUAUCAUCUAACUACUUAAACAAUGUAAAUAACCUAGUUAAAAUUGAAAAUAUUGAGAAGAAUAAUAACGAUUCAUCCACAGAUUUAAUAACUACAAAGAAAAUCGAAAAUUUAUACAAUAAAUUGAAUCAUGAGAUCAUUACAUUUAAUCAUAUGCAUAAUCAAGUAAUUAAUAAUAAGAAUAGGAUCCUUGAAGGUGAUUUAGUCAACAGUCUAAAUUUUAAUCUCGAUGAUUUAUCAGCAACAAUUGAUAGAUUAGUUUAUGAGACUAGAAUUGUUGGAAAAAGAAUCAAUGAAUUUGAGGAAAAUUCUAACUUGCUUGACAGUAAACUAAAUACACAAAGCAUGAAAAAGCUAUCCAAACUAAUUGACAAUUUGAUCUAUCUGAAUCGAUUCAAUCAAACUUUUGACGAUAUGAAUGAAAAGAAAUCUAUUAUUUCAGAAUUAACUGGUGAGGAUCCUAAGGAAUUAAAUUGUACCGAAAAUUCACUGUCCAAGGGAGACAACAUUUUGAGGAUCUUGAUUAUUUUCAUCUAUGAAUUCUUGUCGUAUAUUUUCCAAGUCUUCAAUCUUGAUAGAAGCAAAAUGAAUUUUGAUAGGAUCAGUCAAACGUGGAAAAAAGUUGAUCCAAAUAAAAAGUACAUCAACAAAAUUUAUUCUAUCAUAGGUAAGGAUCCCUCUAAGACUUCACUUUCAAAAGACUCAAUCAAGAAAAAUAAAUCAUAG